Salvelinus fontinalis (brook trout) is the source of this 1033-nucleotide messenger RNA. Its product is annotated as GTPase IMAP family member 7-like. The transcript has 3 exons. The coding region runs from base 1 to 990 and encodes 329 amino acids. Gene Ontology annotation, molecular function: GTP binding. The record is from RefSeq and is a predicted model, not a curated record. Lineage: Eukaryota; Metazoa; Chordata; Actinopteri; Salmoniformes; Salmonidae.
AUGGCGACUUCACAAUGUGAAAAACAUGACCCGAGCUCAAGCAGAAACGAGAGAAGAGCCAGCAUGAUGUCUCCUUUAGAAUUUUCCGAGCUGAGUAUUGUUCUGGUGGGGAAGACAGGAGCAGGGAAGAGUGCAUCAGGAAACACCAUCCUGGGGAGAACUGAGUUCAAAGUAGAUUUUGCUGCAGAGUCUGUGACCAAACAAUGUGAUAGGAGCAGUGAGACAGAGAUGAGCAUUGCAGUCAUUGACACCCCUGGUCUGUUUGACACUCAACUCCCAGAGUCUUCAGUGAGGACCCAACUGGUGGAGUGCAUCGCCCUCUCCUCUCCUGGACCCCAUGUCUUCCUGCUUGUUGUUGCUCUUGGUCGUUUUACAGACGAAGACCACACCCCUGUUGCAAGGAUCAGGAACAUCUUUGGAGAAGCAGCAGUGAGACACACCAUGAUUCUCUUCACCCAUGGAGACACACUGGAGAAAAAGAAGAAAAGCAUUGAGGACUUUAUCCAGGCGGCUGGUGAAGGUCUGCAGCAGCUUGUUGAGACUUGUGGAAACAGACACCACGUCUUCAACAAUGAGAACACAGACGACCGUGAGCAAGUAAAGCAGAUGAUGGACAAAGUAACAGCCAUGGUGAAAGAGAAUGAAGGGAGCUGUUACACCAAUGACAUGUACCAAAAAGUGGAGAGAGCCAUCCAGAGGAGAGAGGAAGAACUGAAACGAGGGUACAAAAAAUACCUGAAAGAGAAGGAAGAUCUGGAGUCACAAUUAGAGCGAGCAAUGAAGGCACUGGAUCUGAAAGACUCUUAUUUACAAGAAAAACAGAAAGAGAUAGAUGACCUGCAGGGACAAGUGAAACGGAUUAGAGAGGACAAAGACCUGCUAAAAAAGAAGAAACAGAGAGUCGGAGAGAAGGCAGAAAAAGACUUUGACAAUAAAAAUAUUGUUGUUGAAUUCGCUAGAAAAUCUGCUGAACGCUGUAACACACACUGAUGUUCUACACAAACAUGUUGUAAAAGAACAGAGCCUGUUGGGA